GCCACAAAAGCGGAAUUUAGCUAAACCCUGUCACGAGGACUAUCUGGAUAGAAAGCUCACCCACCAACAGGGACGCCGAGUCCAGCGUUAGUUAGAGGGGACAUUAUUGAUGCGUAGUGCCAUGAAUUUCAAAAACUGCGGCUCUGUGCUGGUAACGGGGGCCAGCCGGGGGCUCGGGCUGCAGAUUGUAGACAGUCUGGCGAGUGGAGGUUUCUCGCCGGGCAAGAUUAUAGCCACGGCCAGAAACCCCGCGAGCGCGCAGAAACUUCAGGAACUGGCAGACAAACAUCCCAACGUCCAUAUAAUUACUUUGGAUGUAGUGAGCCAGGAGAGCAUAGAGAAUUGUGCAGAAGAGGUGGGACAGCUGGUACAAGAAGAGGGUCUGAACUGCCUAAUAAACAAUGCAGGGAUCAAUGUGGUGGCCGACUUUCAUUCAGUUACUGCAGAGAAGAUGAUAGAAAACUUCCACACCAAUGCUGUGGCUCCUCUAAUGAUCACCAAGGCCUUCCUGCCUCUGUUAAAGAAAGCCGCGGCAAGAGGAGAAGCAGGUGGCUCAGGGAGCAUGGGCAUCCAGAGGGCAGCAGUUAUUAACAUAACUUCUCUGCUGGGCUCUGUGGAGCUGAACUGGGGGGAGAGAGCAAACAACUUCAAAUGGUACCCCUACAGGACGUCCAAGAGUGCCCUAAACAUGGUGAGUCGCUGUAUGGCUGUAGACCUGGAGCCUGAUGGGAUUCUCUGUAUGGCUAUACACCCAGGCUGGGUCCGCACUGACAUGGGGGGGUCUGAGGCUCCACUGAAUGCAGAGGAGAGCGUUUCUUCCAUCUUGUUUGUGAUUGGUGGACUGACUGGAAAGGAUCAUGGGUCAUUUCUGAACUUUACAGGAGAGGUGCUGCCCUGGUGAUGCUGAUCAUCACAGGAAUGAGUAGGAUGAUUCCGAGCACUAUUAACUUAUCGCUAUAUAGUAAAUCAUGAUCAUCUUUGACUAUGCAAACUUGAAUGUAUCAGUUGCUCAGAGUGCACAGUGUUAUUUCUUAAUCUAACACUAUCUAAAAGAAGAAAUCUUUUAUAUCUCACCUCGGUGCAACUAAAAUACAGGAGAGCAAUAGUGUUCAAUUAGUUGUAAAGAGAGGACGUUAAUGUGUUCAUAAGUAGAUGGGUGGGGUAUGCUGUGCAGCUUGUCUUUUAGACUACAUAAUGUACGUUACAUACAGUAUGCUACAUCUAAGCUGUGUUAUAAUGUAAAUAAAAUUUUACGUUCCCUUGAUCUAAUAGCACUACCACACUGAAUUGUCAUUGGCCACAAAAUUGCCCUGUUUAAUACAAGCGUUUAGUUCUAAACCAACUCCUGCUGUCCUGUUCUCUUAUUUUAUUGUCAGUCACUAGACUGCAUGAAAAAUGAGAACAUUGUCCAAUUAAUUUUGCCCAUUAAUUUUGCCCUUGAAAUUUUGCCCUUGAAAUUGCAUUGAAAUUUUACGUUCCCUUGAUCUAAUAGCAUUACCACACUGAAUUGUCAUUGGCCACAAAAUUGCCCUGUUUAAUACAAGCGUUUAGUUCUAAACCAACUCCUGCUGUCCUGUUCUCUUAUUUUAUUGUCAGUCACUAGACUGCAUGAAAAAUGAGAACAUUGUCCAAUUAAUUUUGCCCUUGAAAUUGCAUUUCAUUGGGUUGUGCAUGUUUGCUUGCGUGUUUGUUUUGGAGGGGAGUUUAUGUGUUUUGAAAAGCCCCCUCUCAGAAGCUUAAAAGAAAGAAAAACAAUGAUCCAUCCUUACUGAAUUUCUUCUCUAUGGUCCGACUUUGAGUCCUUUUAUAAAAAAAAAACAAAACAUCAAUCAGACACUCAUGAAAGUUACUUAAACGCUAAAAUAUUCUUACCAGUGUUAUUAACAUACACUAUUCAUUUUCAUCAGUUUGCAGACAGUUCUGUCCUAUGCCCAUAAGUCCUUCCCAUAAGUCCCUCUUUCACAGCUUAGAUGAUAUUAAUGCCUGGAUGUCUCAAAGCUUUCUGCAGAUAAAUAGAAAUAAAACAUGUGCUUUGUUACCGAUAAUAAGAACAUAACAGACACUUCUAGCAUUAAAGAAAAAGAAGAAGAGGCUUUAACUACAGUAAAUUCUGUUUUAUGUAUUUUAUUAUUUAUUUUAUUUUUCCUCCCUCUUUCCCCUACACUAUUUUAAUUAUAUUUUAUCUGUAUAUCGUAUCUCUGUAUCCUUAUUGUAAUCUCCUUAUUCUCUUAGUCUUACUAUGUUUUCUUAGUUUGGAUCCUGUGAUGCACUCUGUUGACUUUGUGUUAUAAAAUGUGCUACAUAAAUAAAGCAAUGAUUAUUACAUGGAUAUUCCUCCUCUUAGGUUUUAGGGUGAACUUUGACUAACAAAAGAAACCAGGAAAUUUUUUUUCAAAAUGUUUUUCUUCCUAAUUCUUGGAGUAGCAAGUUUGGGUUAUUUAAUUGUUUGUUUGUCAUUCACCAAGGUGACUUGGCAUUAUGCUGUUUCUGUUGAAGGCACUUUUUAGGAUUAUUUUCUCUUUUCCAUUGUCUGCCUCCCUUUCACCAGGCAGUCCUACAAAACAAAAGGUGAUGAGUCUGCAAGAUAAUGACGACAAUUAAAAGCUUUUAGGGCAAAUGCCAUUUAUAGUCAUGAUCCUGUCUUAGUGCCACUGUAGCUGUUACAGUUGGAGAGAUACAAGAGCAUUGAAUGUGAGUCAUUGUCAGUUUAUAACACCUGUAUCCACAGCUGCUUUGGUAACAGUUAAAUGAUAAAGAGCUAUUGAACAGAGCAGACCUGAAGUUGACUGUGCAACUUAGAAAAUGAACAUACUGAAUGUAUCAAAACUCUAUGCAAAGUAUAUUUAACAGCUAAUGAACUAAACUUAUUGGAUGCAUUCAUUACUUAAAAUGCUAUGGAAAUAUUGACCAUGGUAUAUAGCAGAGAAACAUGAUAGUUUAGGCAGGAUUCAGUGCAAGACAGUAGAAGUUCCUGUGGUACCUGGUGGCAAAGUCAUGGCUUAUCACCAACACACACACAAAUCCAAUGAUUUGAAAUAUGUUUUAAUACCUUUUCUCUCUGUGGAAGUUGUCCGACCUGAACAUUUGGUAUACAGGCUUGCAGAGGAACCUUUAAGAGGAAGAGAGCUGGGGAUCAGACAAGUUGUUUUGUUUCUGUGAAAUUUGAAGAGCUCACAGAAUGGAUUUAUAGCACAGGAAAAUGUGUGCAUUCCUGAAGAGAAAGAUGAGCUGAAUUUCUGUUACUCUCUACAGAGGUAUGUAUAGACCA
Molecule: messenger RNA, 3268 nt
Organism: Xiphias gladius (swordfish)
Lineage: Eukaryota; Metazoa; Chordata; Actinopteri; Istiophoriformes; Xiphiidae
Exons: 8
Coding region: 110-901 (263 amino acids)
Source: RefSeq, a predicted model, not a curated record